GGAGAAGGGAGGGCGGCCCACUUCCUUUCCUGCCACAUUCCACUCUGCUUCCCAGACAUUUCUCUCCAAAAAGGUCCGUCGGCCCCGCUGCUCUCCAGCCACCCCGCCUUCAUGCCUCGGCUGCCCGUCCAGCCUGCCUUCCGCAGAGGGACCCUUCGGAGCAGCUGCGAGGGAGCUUCGGGGGUGCCCGGCAGGGAGCAAACAUGAGGGCGGGCGAGGAGAGCUGCAACGGAAUGCCAGAGUGUCUGGGAAGGGCUCUCCACGUACAAGUUGCCAUUUCUGAGCACUUCUGUCCAGGAGACUGCGCCCAGGUUAUGACGGCUAAUCCCAAACCGAACAAAGCAUUAAAGGUUAAGGAGGAGUCGGGAGAGAACGGCCCGGUGCUGAGUGACGAUGAACUCGUGUCGAUGUCAGUGCGGGAGCUGAACCAGCACCUGAGGGGCCUCACAAAAGAGGAGGUGAUCCGCCUGAAGCAGCGCCGGCGCACGCUCAAGAACCGGGGCUACGCCGCCAGCUGCCGAAUCAAGCGGGUGACCCAGAAGGAAGAGCUGGAGAGGCAGCGGGUCGAGCUGCAGCAGGAAGUGGAGAAGCUGGCGCGAGAGAAUAGCAGCAUGAAGGUCGAGCUGGACGCCCUCCGCUCCAAGUACGAGGCGCUGCAGACCUUUGCCCGCACGGUUGCCAGGGGCCCCAUCACCUCAGCCAAAGUCGCCACCACCAGCGUCAUCACUAUUGUGAAAUCGGCAGAAAUCUCAUCCAGCUCGGUGCCAUUUUCGGCAGCUUCUUAAUGUUCGGGGUGGGCGAAUUAGCCGCCUUUCGGGGACGGGAGGUUGGGAUGCUGUUCGCCGCUGAAGAGCCUACCUUCUUCGAGGAUUGGUGUCCUGGAAUCCAGCUUUUCCAAAACCACAGAGUGGAAUAUCUGCAAAGGGAAAAAGAAAACGAACCGGCUGCUCUCCUGUGGACGUAAAAGUCUGUGAACCCUUUGUGGCCAAGAUUGGAAUUCCCGUUUUUUUGCUAUCAGGAGGUCUUGCUCAACUCUUCCAUGCGAGUUAUUCAGGUCCCUGGGUGGCUCCCCAACUGGGAGGUGAACCUAGAGCAUCCUGUAGAGCAUUGUUGAAUGAAACUAAACCACCAAGAAAUGGAUGUCCUGGCAGACUCACCGGACAACAUCAAUGAACGAAAACGGCAUCUGCCUCCCUUGGGAAAAUAUAACAAUCAGUUCGUCCCAUAGCAGUCACCUUUAUUUCCAUCUCUGAGUGAGGAUGCUCAGCUCUGGAGCAGCUCACGCUGCAGAGUUUAUCAGAGUGUCGUAGGAUAGGCCUGGCUUUGUCUGUCAAAUUACAGAAACCCUUCACGGGUUAAUGUCUACCCUGGUUCCCAAGUGCUGUUAUGUAUUCUUGUGCGGUCUAGCAACAAUGGGAGGGCAUCUCUAACGCAGAGCCUGCCGUCUGCUCCUUCCCCGUUAACGUGCCUGUGAAGUGGUGUCUUUUAUGUGUCUUAACUGCUUCCAAAACAAUACCUGCUCCCCCUAAGAACAGAUUUUUUUAGGAAAAAAAAUCUCUGCAGUGCUGCAAAGAAGAGGAAAUGGGAAGCGCCCAAGAAGAGUAGGAUGUGGGGUGAGGGCGGGUGUGUUGAGCCAAGAUCGAUAUUCGAGAAAAGGGAACCGUUACGUGGGAAAUCAGCAUGGUAGGAAGAUGAGUUUGGACACAGCAUGUGUUAAGGGCUGUGGGAAGUUUAGAUGUGAAAGAAGCUGGAAAGUAGUAAGGAUGCCGCAGAAAAAAUGUGUCUGACGCAUUGCUAGGACUUUGCAAGAUCACCUUAUGGUGCUCUUUAACUGCGAGAGAUGAUUCACGGUGAAAAGUGGUAAAAACAGAAAACAACCCUUUUCAACCAGUUGGCCUCAGAGUAGCAGAGAUCAGGGAAAAUGGCUGAGGAAGGUCCCCUCUUAAAAACUUAAGGUGUGUGAAAACAUCUCAAGAACGUGCAGUCCGUGGUUCAAGCAACAUUUCUCAAAUAGUUGCAAAGUCCGAGUGUCAGAGGUGGGUCGUGAUUCUGCGACAGAGACAGGAAUAACAGGAGAUGUCUCAGUGUCAGAGGACAGAGCAGUCGGUGGGAAGCAGAGUUGAAAACGGCUAUGUUUUGAGUCAGCCCGGGCUGAGUUAAAUUGUUAACAUUAUAAUCCUGUGCAGAGUGACACUUUUCUACCCCCAUUGUCUUCAAUGGACUAAGAGGGGUCUAACUUUGCUUAGGAUUGCAGUGUCUGAGGGUCUUUAAUGUGAAGAAAGCUGAGUUUUGUGCACUUAGAGAAAGGAGAGACACGGCCGAGGGCCAAAGCUAGUUUGUGGAUGAAUUUUCAUGUCAAGGGCAGGAUAGCGGGUUAAACAGGAUGGCCAAUGGGGGUUUAAGAUUAAAUGGAACUGCAAGUCGAUUUGUGUUAUGUCUGAAAGACAAAUCAUCUGUUGCUUUGGGGGUAUUUGGGGGUAUUUUCAAAUCCCAAGGGAUUCUCCCUGAGGACCCCCGAUUUGGCGAGCCCUAAAACAGAUGAGAAGAUUCCCCGCACAGUUGUACCUGUUGCUGUGCUUCAUAAUGGAAGCGGGGGGCGAGAAUGUUUGAAUGUUCCCUCCACAUGGUGUGGACUUGCACAUGGGGGUGGGGGGAAGGGUACCUUGUAACUUUUCCCCAGCCUGCUGCUUUGAUGUAGGGCAAUGGAGAUAGUUUUAUUUUCAACUCCCGGGUGCAUUCAGACAUUUGAUUCCUCAUCUGCAGUAUGCACAGCACAGCCCAAUAACAAAUACAGCCAACCGGGCUUCUGUUUUUGCCCGUUUUCAUGCUCUUGUUUCACAAGCUAUCCAACCCUUAUAUGUGUGUAAUGCCAACUUGAGUCUUGAACUUGAACAGAAGAUGCCACUGUCGAUACCUGACCGGCAGCAGUUUAGAGCCCCAUACGUGCUCCCGGGUAACUUCCUCCUUCCCUCUGCCCAGUUGGGUCACAGGCUGCUAAGGAAGUCAGUUGGGAGUGGUACACGUUGUCUAAAACUCUGUUUGAUGCUCCAUCUCAGAUUAUUACUGAGGGGGAUAAGUGGAAGCCCAGGACCUGCUAUAUCGGAGUUAGUAACACGGAUGGGGUAGCACAGGUGAAAGUUGUGUGUGUGUCUCGGAGAGUUCCUUUACCACCAUUAGUACGAGUACCCCAUCCUGUCAUAGAAAUACCAUUCCACGUGUUCCGGUAGUGUCGGUUACUGCUGGCAAACCGUUGUCAACAUCAGAUCAUGCAUUAAUUCCCAGGAAGAGUUAACAGCACUUGCGGAAUACCCCAAACGUCAUCGAGACGCGUGCGUGCCAAACAUGGCCAACGUUUUAGGAUUACCUCAUUUUCUCUCCAGCCUUUGUGUAACCCUCUAGAAGGCAAGUUGAUUUCUUGCAUCCCCGCCCCCCGCGCCAUUUUUGACUCCCUCGGCAAAUGUUGAGGAAGAAAAAAAAGAUAUUGUCUAUACAUAUGUGUGUGUUACUGCUAUUUCAUCUUUAAUGUAUUUUGGAAAAUUCCCAGAUCUCUGUGAUUUUCUUUGAAGUGGAGGGAGAGGGGGAAGGGGAUUCGAUUCCUUGCACUGUUGCAAACUUUGAAAGACAGACAGAUAUGGCCACUGGGGAUGCUUGAAUGCUUCCAUUUUCUUCUCCCCCCC
Messenger RNA from Gekko japonicus, 3677 nucleotides. RefSeq names its product v-maf avian musculoaponeurotic fibrosarcoma oncogene homolog K (gene MAFK). The transcript is spliced from 3 exons. Gene Ontology annotation, molecular function: RNA polymerase II cis-regulatory region sequence-specific DNA binding; DNA-binding transcription factor activity, RNA polymerase II-specific. NCBI's taxonomy places the organism in Eukaryota, Metazoa, Chordata, Lepidosauria, Squamata, Gekkonidae. The coding region runs from base 204 to 785 and encodes 193 amino acids. Gene Ontology annotation, cellular component: nucleus. The record is from RefSeq and is a predicted model, not a curated record. Gene Ontology annotation, biological process: regulation of transcription by RNA polymerase II.